GACAUAUAACAGAGGGACCGCUGACUUCUUUCGAGAUUCUCGGAUUUUUUCCCCCAUUGCGUCAGAGUCCGAGUGUUCCGAACGAGCUCGAUGUUAAAUUUUUCGCAGCGCCCUCACCGGGAGUCAUGGUAAAUAAACAAAUAUAAUGGCGGAUUGAAGUUUUUACUAUAUUUUGGGCAAUGGGUGGUAAGCAUUGCUGCGUGGUCGGCUGCCACAACUCAAAUGAAAAGACGAAAAACAAUUUAACGCGCAUCAGUUAUUUUUCUUUCCCCCAGGACAAAGAAUGGCGAUCAAAAUUGAUAGCAGCUGUCAAUCGCAGUGAUAGAUUUUUUAAUCCGAACACUUCGCAUAUUUGUUCGGUGCAUUUUGAGGAAAAGAAUUUAUUGUUUCACGGCAAAGGUUUCAAACUAAUUCCUGGGAGUUUGCCCACAUUAUAUAUGCCAAAGAAAACUAUAGAAACACCCUGUCCUCCGCCCAGACAUCCACCGACGAAACGUCCAUCACCACCUGUCCCUGAGAGAGUGACCUAUUUAUCUCUGUCUGAUCUACAGAAAAGUAUUCAUGUUAAGGACCUUCAUGGCUGGAGUAUUCUGAAGACAGAUGACAACAUCCUUGUUUUUGGAAUGUAUGACCAGACAUCAAGAUCACUGGAAAAGACAAUUACAGUAGACAUUAACUUAAAUGUCAUUGUCCGAUUUGGGGAUCUCAAAGAUGUUCUGGAGGUUUGAUCUCAGAUGAAUCCACACCCGUCUGCUCAGCCUGCACUAGUUUACGUGGGAGCGCUAGUGAUGGAAAAUCAUCGACUAUGCAGAUCACAGUUCACCCCAAAACACCACUCUCUCGCCUGUCCAAAGAGGACUUGAUUAAGGAAGUCAAGGCAUCCAGAUAUAGUUUCAGAGAAAUUCAAGCUCAAGUACAAUCCCUGACAAAUGGUAUGACGGAGACAGUAACAAAUGAAGUGGGAGAGGGACUUUAUUCUUCAAUAGAAAACAAUCCUCCAGAAGACAACUUUUUGGAAUUGUUUUGGAAGGAGCAGAAAAAGGCAUUUCAAUCCAAUCCAAAGGGUAUGAGGUGGCAUCCCAUGAUGAUACGAUUUGCCAUUUUCUUGCAGUAUCAAAGUUCUCGAGCAUAUGAGGCCAUUAAAGAAUCUGGUGUUUUAAAACUACCAAACAAAUCAACAUUGAGGGACUAUACCAAUGUUAUAACACCAGCAACUGGCUUUCAACCACAUGUGUUUGAGGAACUAAGAAAGAUCGCAGCAGACCUUCCCUCCGAGAAGAGAUUUGUUGCUCUCCUUCAUGACGAAAUGAAAAUAAAGUCCGACCUGGUGUAUGACAGACGGAGUGGCCAAGUCAUCGGAUUCACAAAUCCAGAUACUUGGACAUUCAACGAGGAUGAGUCAAUGAAAAUUGCAACCCAUGUGCUGGUUUUCAUGGUUGUUGGCAUUAAUUCCCACAUAAAAAUGAGUAUUGGCCAUUUUCCUACCAGAACUUCCACUGCCGAUGAAUUAUAUCCUCUCUUUUGGAGUGCUGUGGCAUACUUAGAAAUGACAUGUGAACUGAAAGUCAUAACAUCAACUAGUGAUAAAGCCUCUGCCAAUCAGAGGUUGUAUCGAAUACACAAAGUAGGAAAUGAACCAGUUGUCUUCAAAACAAAGAAUGUAUUCACUGAGGAGGACAGAUAUAUUUAUUUUAUCUCUGAUGCUCCCCACCUUGUGAAGACAAUAAGAAACAAUGUCUACAGAUCAAAGACAGGUGGAUCAAGGUACCUCUGGAAUAAUGGUCGGUUCAUUCUGUGGUCUCAUGUGAUGGAUAUAUAUAAUGAUGACACAAGGGGCCAGUUGUACAGAACAAAACUAACCCAUGAUCAUGUGUACCUGACACCAUCUUCCACCAUGUCUGUCAAACUGGCAGUUCAGGUUUUAAGUAACUCUGUGGCACAGGUCAUGCGUGCUUAUUAUGGCCCAGAGGUGUCAGAGACAGCUAGGUUGUUCAGUUUGGUGAACCGAUUUUUUGAUUGCCUGAAUGUGCGGUCAUUGAGGGAGUCUGUGUUCCAGAGAAAACCAGAUGUAGCACCCUACACUUCACAAAAUGACCCAAGAUUUCAGUUCCUCGAGGAUGAAGUCUUAGAAUAUUUCAAUCAGUGGAUCAUUUCUGUGAGGUCCCGACCAGGCUAUAAGAAGACGGAGCAGAACAAAAUGUUCAUUUCGUAUCAAACUCAUGAGGGCAUUAUCAUGACAGUGAAAUCCUUCAUUGAGGCAACAAGAUACCUGCUUCAACAGGGGGUGCCAUAUGUUUUGAGCAAUGUCUUCUGUCAGGACCCACUUGAAGAGCACUUUGGUCGCCACAGAGGAUUGGGUACUCGUCAUGACAACCCAACAAUUCACCAGUUCGGUUACCAAGAAAACCAACUUCGAAUUCAGAGGAGCUUAGCCUUCAACUUUGUGCCCAAAGGAAACACUGCAGGAAGGGCAGGAGAAAAAAGACCCAUUGUCAUAACAAACAGUCCCUUAAAACGCUUAAAACAUAACUAAAAGAAGCUUACUUAACAAAGUUGUAUAUAUAUCCAAUUCUGUAUUUGAAAAUCAAUGUUAAUUAUGUCUCCCCUCUUCUGGGGGAAGACAUUGUUUUUGUACUUUCUGUCCGUCUGUCUGAAAAUCUUGAAAAUGCUUCUCCUCCUGUAUGACUUGUUAGAUACACUUGAAAAUCUCUGCAAUGCUUCAUUGUCAUUUGUAGAUGUGCACAUUGUCGGAAAAUGAGGAUCCAAUCAUUUUCGAAAAAGUUAUGGUGGAUCUAAGAUGGGUAGAGGGUUGAAAAUUCUUGUAUAUGUUUACAUUAUUUUGACCCAAGUGUUCAGUAAUUUCUUCAAUUUACAGUGGAUCAAAGAAAACUGUUUUAUAGCUCAUUAUUUUUAUUUAAUGCACGACAUUGGUCACAUCAAUGUUGAAUGCAGUACAUUAAAGGGGGUGGGUAGGUGUAGUUUAGAGCACUUUUAAAUUGGGGAAGAAAAACAAAUCAUAAUAUCUGGUCAACAUAUACAUGUAGUGCUUUUGCUUGUUAGCAGUUUUUGUAUAUUAGUAGUUGUUACUGUUGAACUUUGAAACAUUUGCUGUUUUGUUUUGUUUUCUGUUUUAUAGUUACCAAGAAAACCAACUUCAGUUCAGAGGAGCUUAGCCUUCAACUUUGUGCCCAAAGAAAAUACUGCAAAAAGGACGGGAGAAAAAAAGACUCAUUGUUAUAACAAACAGUCCAUGAAAACUUAGCUGUAAUAAACACACUGACAAAAUUGCAUGAUUAUUUUUGAAUUUGAAAAUCAGUCAAUACAUUUGCGUAGAGCUUUUUGCUUGCUAGCAGAUUUUGUUCUUAAGUAGUAAAUUUCCAUGAGUUGUCUGCACCUAGCAUGACAUCUUACUCUGUGAAAUAUUGAUAGCAUUGUGAAAAAUAAUUUCUCUUGCAUUACCACAUCUGAUUCUGAAUGAUAAGUGCAAUCAUAGAACAUGGACAUAGCGUCAUUUUCUCGACAAAUUGUAUUGGUGAACUGUUGAAGUGUUGGAACUGACACUGCUGUGCAUGAAUUUCUAAACACAAGUUCUAAAACUACAAAGAAAUUUAUCGCUUCAGAAGAGGGCUGGGUUAGACCACCUCUGGAUUUUAUGGAAAUUAAUUUAGUGUUUCCGUCUGUGUCAAUGAGUUUGCUCAUAUAUUUUUUGACAUCAAAAGAAGAGGACAAUUUUUGUUUGCAUCGAAACAAUACGAAGCCUGCAAUGUAUGCAAUAAUAUCUCUCUCCCCAAUUCUCAGGACAUUUUUUGUGUCUAAUUUUACAGAAGAAUUCGAAGAUAGUGUAUUCUCUCUAAUAAUUUCUUCAGCUGUUCUAAUCGAUAUGAAAGCUGACAAUUGUUGCUUGUUUACAACUUUUUGAAGUUUCUGCACAACAUCUGCCUGUAUGAGAUGGAAAUUAUGCCAGGCCUUUUCCUUGGCUGCACUAGAGAAUACUUCUGCCUUCAUGAUGGUGUCUAACUGCUGAAGAGCUGGAACCAAGUCAGCAGCUGUAAAGGACAGUUGUUAUGUUAAUUUCAUACAAUAACAACAAAGUUUUAACAUAUGAGUUAUUAACUGUUUGACAUUUCCAUGAAUUAUUUGUAAAAUAUUUACAUCCAUAUUGUAUAUAAAUCAUAUAAGUAUAACAAGAAA
Molecule: messenger RNA, 4191 nt
Organism: Ostrea edulis (European flat oyster)
Lineage: Eukaryota; Metazoa; Mollusca; Bivalvia; Ostreida; Ostreidae
Exons: 14
Coding region: 806-2533 (575 amino acids)
Source: RefSeq, a predicted model, not a curated record